AUGACCAAGUCUCAGAUCAUAUGCCUCCAGGCUUUCCUUCAUCCUCCUUCUGCGCAGCCCUAUGCGAAACACACACACACACUGUUCUUUGAGAAACCAACGAAGAGAAAGAAAGGGAAGGCAGAAAUCGGGAGAACGGAAGAGAGAAGGGAGGAAAGGGGCUGUCUGCCGGCGCCACUGGGUUCUGCCGCCACCGCCGAGAGCUACACGUGGGGAGCCGUUCUGCCGCCGCGCCCUGCCCAGUUGAGGCCGCCGCUGCUGUUCGCGAGGUCGCCUCCGUCACAGAUCGGAACUGAGGCGAGAGAGGAAGAGUCUGACGGGAGGGCAUGCGCGACGCCACCGUCGUCUGAGAAGAACCCGACGCGAGAGAGAGGGGGAAGCCACCCGCGACGCCGCCGGAGCUUCCAUUGCCGUCAGAAGCUGCCGCCGUCCAGCCAGCUGCUGCGGUGGUCGUCGCAUGUUGUGAAUGGCUGCCGGAGAAGUGGUUGUGGCUGCCGGAGCCACACCGGAGCUUCUGGCCAUUUCUGCCACUUUAGACCCCGCUGCCGUCGCCGGAAAACGCCUCUGCCGCCGUCGAGAUCCAAUGCCGUCAUCGUGAUUGGAAUUUGUCGCCACUGCCGCUUGGGGUGGCUGCCGGGCUGCCGCCGAGCCGGUUCGAAGACCGCCGCUGUGUCGGUUCAGCCAUUCCUCCUUCGGUUCGAGUUGUUGAGACUGUUGCGAAAGUGGCUUGGAACCGAGGUUUUGGCUGCCGGGAUUUCGAUUGCUGAUCUCGGGCUGAGGCGGAAAGGAUUCUGUGACGCGUUUAGAUUAUGGAUUUGUGUUUUGAGGUAGCGGCGCUUUCCAAAAACUAUGUUUUAUGUAUUGGAAUUAUUACAUAUGGAUACUGAUAUGUGACAAUUGGUAUUUGGUG
Molecule: messenger RNA, 910 nt
Organism: Arachis ipaensis
Lineage: Eukaryota; Viridiplantae; Streptophyta; Magnoliopsida; Fabales; Fabaceae
Source: RefSeq, a predicted model, not a curated record